GGUAAUGAUUUUUUUUUUCAGACGCGAGCGCGAGUGCGCUCCCGACUUCUUCGACGCUCGUCGCGUCGUCCUCGACUCCGCCGACUCUCGCUCACUUCUUCGCCAUCAUCUCCUUCACGAAAUCGAACGCCGCGGUGUCCUUGUGUUGACUGUACGACGACUUCGUCGGGCUGGUCGAGCUCCCGCCGCCGCCGCCGCUCCCGAGCCCGCCGCCGCCGCGAGGUUGCGUCGAGAUCGGCCGCGACGGCGGCGGCGGCGGCGGCGGCAUCCGCGUCUGUUGCCACUGCUGCUGCUGCUGCUGCUGCUGCUGGAACAUCAUCUGCUGCUGGUGAUACAUCUGCUGCUGCUGGUACAUCUGCUGCUGCUGGUACAUCUGUUGCUGCUGCUGUCGUUGCUGCGGCGUCAUUAUCGGCUGUUGUUGAUACGCCGCCGCCGCCGUCGGCGCGCCCCCUCCGCCGCCGCCGCGGGUCGGGGACAUCGAUAACCCGCCUAAGAGGUCGUCCAACCCGCCACCGCCGCUCAUCAGGUCGCUCGUCGGGACCGCGCGCGUCGUCGCCGUCGCCGUCGGCGAGGUCGACGCGACGCCGAGACCGAAGAAAUCAUCCGUCGCGUUCGUCUGCGCGUUCGUCGCGCCGCCGGCGACGCCGUCGAUCGCCCGCUUCGCCGCGACCGCCCUCUCGCGCAGCGCGUCGUUCCCCACGCCUCCGUUCGCCGC
Molecule: messenger RNA, 715 nt
Organism: Micromonas pusilla CCMP1545
Lineage: Eukaryota; Viridiplantae; Chlorophyta; Mamiellophyceae; Mamiellales; Mamiellaceae
Exons: 1
Coding region: 5-484 (159 amino acids)
Source: RefSeq, a predicted model, not a curated record